This is a messenger RNA of Capsella rubella, 724 nucleotides long. RefSeq names its product probable NAD(P)H dehydrogenase subunit CRR3, chloroplastic. The record is from RefSeq and is a predicted model, not a curated record. Gene Ontology annotation, biological process: photosynthetic electron transport in photosystem I. Gene Ontology annotation, cellular component: chloroplast thylakoid membrane; NAD(P)H dehydrogenase complex (plastoquinone). The transcript has 3 exons. NCBI's taxonomy places the organism in Eukaryota, Viridiplantae, Streptophyta, Magnoliopsida, Brassicales, Brassicaceae. Bases 44 to 559 code for a protein of 171 amino acids.
AAGUAAAGAAAAUUCAAACCACACAAGUGAGAAGGAGGAGGCAAUGGCGGUCUUAUCCACCAUCUUCUCCGUGACCACCAGAGCUACAACGCCUCCUAUGGCGUCUCUAACUAAUGACUCACCGUCUCCACUUCCUUCUUCUUCUUCACCGUCGAAGAAACCUGGAAAACUAAUCAAAGUGAGCAAACAAAUGGGUGAACAAAACCAGCAAUUACGGAAGCAACGGCGAGGCAACAAGCCUUCGAUAGCUCAGAUCGAGCGAGCCUUCGGGGCUGGAUCAUAUCGCGAUUCCGAAGGGGAAAUGGAUAUGAAUACAGUAUUUGAUGAGCUUCUAUUAGGCCAUGCUAAUAAAUUCGAAGGAAAGGUCGAGAAGAAGCUACGAGAGAUUGGCGAAAUCUUCGUAGCUAAAACAGAGCCUAAGCUUCGUUCCUCUGGGAAGCCAGUAUUAAUGUUUACAAUUCAGUGGAUUCUUCCCAUAUGGAUUCUGUCUCUGCUCGUAGCUUGUGGAGCUAUCAAACUCCCUUUUAGCAUCCCUUUACUUGAUGACCUGAUCAUGUGAACUCUUCUGCUACAACACACAUAUUACAUAUACCAUGUUUACUGUGAUAUAUGGAUCAUAUGAUAGAUAUCUUGAUAACUUCUCCAAUUUAGCAAGAUAUGGUUAGACUGGUGUAUGCAUUAACACUAUCCUACUAACAUAAAAGUUGGUGAGAAGUAUAAUCUU